AUGCUACAUAAGGUAGUCCUUUAUGUGGCUGUGCUAUACAAAAAUUCCGGUUGUAUUUUGGCUCUUGAAAGUUUUUUUGUUAUUGAUAGGGACGAGAUAGCUGGAUGCAGCGAGAAGGCAUAUGACAGCCUUUCCAUAAAGGACGCGCAGCAAAUUCUGCUGUUUUCUUCAGAUCAUGAACUAGUUGAAUACAUUAAGAAGGAGCAUCCCGAGUGGGAGACCGAGAAUGGGUUUGUAUUUUUCCAACGAGCCAAAGAAUCGGUGCCUUGCAAGGAAAUUCCAUCUUUGCAACUCAUCAAUCAGACACUCAGUUAUGCAAGGGAAUUGGAGCGCAUUGUGUGA
Messenger RNA from Fraxinus pennsylvanica, 342 nucleotides. The record is from the annotation of a GenBank genome assembly. NCBI's taxonomy places the organism in Eukaryota, Viridiplantae, Streptophyta, Magnoliopsida, Lamiales, Oleaceae.